GCAAUACACCUCUGUGCAGUCUUGUAUACGUCUCUCCACUCUCUGAAAUCAAUAUGCUGUCAGCCAUUCUAGUUUAAUAGUUGAAAGCUGAUAGGCCUAUCUUACAGAAGCAAUUCGAUGAUGUUUUCAUGGUUAUGAUGAGGUGAAACAUUAUAUAAACCAGGAGGUUAUUUUAAACAAGGGAAACUUGUGAACCCGUCUGCAAAACUAAAAUAGCAGAGCCCAGACAGAACUGCAAACACUUCACCAGGACUUGGUUCAAUCAAAAGUUAAUUUUUUAUUCAGUGUUCCAGUAUAGUGAAGGAUCCCGAAACAAUCACGAUGACGACGAACAUUUCAACAGAAGCUAUGAUGACAACACUGACGACAAUGGAAGCUGAAGGCGAAGUCAUCUUCAAUUUCACAGGCCUUUGGAUCUCGAUCGGAGUUCUUGGAUUCUUCGUCGUCGUCGUCGUCCUCUACGGCCUUAUCAUCGCUGCGUCUGGUAAAUUAAAACUCCCGCAGAGAGCCGAAGACAAGGAGCCACUCUCCCCGGACCAUCGCGACAACGACGUCGAAAACGGUAACAAGAAAACAUCACUGAGAACCACAGCGGGGGCAAAGGGCAGCCAAGAAGCGGAGAACGCAAUGGUUGCCGAUGAGCCACCAUCGUAUGACAAAGCAGUGCUUGGUGCAUCGUCGGGCCAGGAGGCAGCAACAAACACGGACAAUAGAAAGCUUGUUGAUGGCACAGACGUCACGGUAGAAGUUUACGAACAGAAAGUUGAUACUGCCGACGAAAUGGCAUAAGGGUUUAUUCUAACAACUGAAACUGAAAUAAAUUAGGCCGAUUUGCAAAUCAAUUAAUUAAUCGUUGAAGCGAUCAGAUAAUCAUACUGAACAGAGUCAUGUAAUGAUAAUUUAAGAAAAAAAAAUCAUAUUUUGUUAUGAUAUGCCUCCAUUUAUAGAUGAGGACAACGUAUUUAGCAACAUCGGAGAUGUCGUAUUCUCUAAAGAUAUUGCAUAAUCAUCACGUGCAAGUCAAAAUAAUUCUAGUUUGUUUUGGGAGUUCUGUUUUGAAUUAAUACUGCUGCUAUGUCAUAUGCACAGGUGACAUAGUAACGAUGUACAUAAUCAUAUUAUAAAGGGCUGCCACGUGACAUUGGGCCUGUAUGUCAUUAAAACUGGCAAUUAUGAUAAUGUCACGUCAUUAUGGUAACUAUCAGGGCUCAGCAAUCAGAAUAGGGGUUUCCCAAAUUAUCACAAUCAUUUUUUAUGAAUUGGGUCCUGAACCUCAUCAUAUAUAUAUAUAU
Messenger RNA from Lytechinus variegatus (green sea urchin), 1292 nucleotides. RefSeq lists its product as uncharacterized. NCBI's taxonomy places the organism in Eukaryota, Metazoa, Echinodermata, Echinoidea, Temnopleuroida, Toxopneustidae. The record is from RefSeq and is a predicted model, not a curated record. The transcript is spliced from 3 exons. The coding region runs from base 322 to 789 and encodes 155 amino acids.